Medicago truncatula (barrel medic) is the source of this 1273-nucleotide messenger RNA. Its product is annotated as ras-related protein RABA1f. Gene Ontology annotation, molecular function: GTPase activity; GTP binding. The record is from RefSeq and is a predicted model, not a curated record. Bases 347 to 1000 code for a protein of 217 amino acids. The transcript is spliced from 2 exons. NCBI's taxonomy places the organism in Eukaryota, Viridiplantae, Streptophyta, Magnoliopsida, Fabales, Fabaceae.
AAACAAACACCAGAGAUGAGUUAACUUGUUUGCAUUUAGGAGGUUACCAUUGCCAACAACAUUCCCCAAAACAAAUAAAAUUUGCCAACUAAAAACCCCCAACACAACACAACACAACACAACACACACAUUGCUGUUUCAUUCGAUUAUUAGCUUGUCGUUGUGUUGUAAUGUUACCUUCGACGUUAUUCCAAAUCUGGAUUUCAUAGUAUGUUUCUCUGAUUAUUAAUACAUUCAAAUCACAGAAACCCUUUUGAAUCUCAAACAUACCCAACUCAUCAAAAUCAUUUUUUUUCAUCCCUGAUUGAUUCUCUCUCUGUAGAGAAAAAGGGGGUGUGUUUAGCAAAUGGGGGCGUAUAGAGCUGAUGAUGAUUAUGAUUAUCUGUUUAAGGUUGUGUUGAUUGGUGAUUCUGGUGUUGGAAAAUCCAACCUUUUGUCGAGAUUCACAAAAAAUGAAUUUAGCCUUGAAUCUAAAUCCACCAUUGGGGUUGAAUUUGCAACCAGAAGUAUUAGGGUUGAUGAUAAGGUUGUUAAGGCUCAGAUUUGGGAUACUGCUGGUCAAGAAAGGUACCGAGCAAUUACAAGUGCAUAUUAUAGAGGAGCUGUUGGUGCUUUGCUAGUGUAUGAUGUUACACGUCAUGUUACAUUUGAAAACGUGGAGAGGUGGUUGAAGGAGCUGAGAGACCACACAGAUGCCAACAUUGUGGUGAUGCUUGUUGGGAACAAAGCAGAUUUGCGUCAUUUGCGAGCGGUUUCAACUGAAGAUUCGACAGCUUUUGCAGAAAGAGAGAACACAUUUUUCAUGGAAACCUCUGCCCUCGAGUCCAUGAACGUUGAAAAUGCCUUCACUGAAGUGCUGACACAGAUCUACCGUGUUGUGAGCAAGAAAGCCCUUGAGAUUGGUGAUGAUCCAACGGCACUACCGAAAGGACAGACAAUCGAUGUUGGAUCUCGGGAUGAUGUAUCGGCUGUGAAGAAAUCAGGAUGUUGCUCUGCGUGAGCUUACAGUAAAAGUUUCUGUAUUUUUACAGUAAACAUAUCCAUGUCUAUAUUCUUAUAAAGAGAUCAUUCUUUCUGCAUGAAAUUGAUUGUCUAGACUCUAGAGAGCAUCACUCCUAACUUUCGGCAUUGGUCUGUAGCAAAAUCUGUUCAAUAUUAGUUAGAUGUUUAGGAAACGUGCACUUUCAUUUCGCUUGGUUCGUGUUUCUUUUGAAGGUAUUCAUUUAUCUAAUUUCAGGUUUUAUUGAAUAUUUACGGUGGCUUGUUUGGAUUA